AUGGCAGACAUGCGACGCUUGCCAUCAGUCGCCCUUCGACUCCUUGCCAUUUUUUCAGCCUUGCUCUACCUUACAUCUGCCGAUGAAUUCACCAACCCUGCAAGUGGCACCACCGAUCUCUCCAUCCAUUACACAGUGGGAGACAAAGUUGUCAUUACCUGGGACUCCUCGUUGGAAGCAAUAACUCUGCUUGUUUCGCAUUGGAAUGGUGGCGACGUGGGAGCACUAUUAUCCAAUGUUCAGAAUACGGGGUCCUACACGUGGACAAUAGGAAAGGACGACAACAUCGACGAUGCCGCCAUCGAAUCAAGCCCGAAUUUUGUUCUUCUCAUCAGAGAUCCGACUGGCGCCGACAACUCAGGUAUAUCGGGCUGGGUUGAUGGACAGCUCUCGAGCCCGGGGUUUAUAAUCCAGUCCAACAACGUGGUGUCAUCCUCCUCGGAAUCCUCUUCAUCCUCGAGCACCUCGACCUCGACCUCGACCUCAACUGCGACGUCGACCUCUUCCACAACGUCUUCCGUGUCCUCGAUAACCUCGUCUCCCUCCGCCGUCACGACUCCGCCAUCCUCCCCAUCCCUCACAGACGCUGGUGGUGCCUCGAUAACAUCAGCCGCGCCAGUCCCGGUAAAAGCAGAUUCAAGCGGACUCAGCACGGGCGCCAAAGUAGGCAUUGGAGUCGCUGCCGCUGUGGGAGGACUACUGCUCAUGGGGCUGGGCAUAUUCUUGGGUCUGAGGUGGGCGCGCAAGACCAAAACAAGACGGCACCCCGAUCGGUCCCACGUCGACGACGGCAUGGUCCCCACAUCCGGCCCAUACUAUCCGCCGCCCGCGCCACCACAAAUGGGGUCUCUGAGCAAAACAUCAGGAUAUGGCUUUCAGCCUGUGAGUGAGCUGCCGACAACAGGACCAUACUCGCAGGGGAAUAGGCCGAUUCACGAGCUGGGUGGUGCUUGA
Molecule: messenger RNA, 954 nt
Organism: Fonsecaea monophora
Lineage: Eukaryota; Fungi; Ascomycota; Eurotiomycetes; Chaetothyriales; Herpotrichiellaceae
Exons: 2
Coding region: 1-954 (317 amino acids)
Source: RefSeq, a predicted model, not a curated record